Molecule: messenger RNA, 1278 nt
Organism: Fusarium pseudograminearum CS3096
Lineage: Eukaryota; Fungi; Ascomycota; Sordariomycetes; Hypocreales; Nectriaceae
Exons: 3
Coding region: 1-1278 (425 amino acids)
Source: RefSeq, a predicted model, not a curated record
AUGCCUUCUUUUCAGGGCAUCGAAGUUGCUAUUGUGACUGAGCCCGGAUCCAAAACCCUUCCCGAAUUUCCCCUAUCGAAUUCGCAGCAGAUUCAGAAUUCUAGCCCUCGGAUCUCUGUCUAUAUUCCUUCUGAGCCAGGUACUCAUUUCGGUGUUCAUUACACACUCACUAAAGUGGUGAAGCCGCCGCCUUACUUUUAUUUCAAAAUAUUCAUGAAUGGCAGAAACGUCGCGAACUGUGGCGCGAAUUCCCUUACUCAUGCUUCGGGCUCUAUCGUGCGUUCACUCUGUGCACCGAGUGACCGCUGGAAGUACAAGGAAGACGGCGUAUUGUACAUCAGGGAGGGCAUAGAAGCACGUUGCUUCGGCUUUCUGCCCACUGGGCACAAAUCAAUCGCAGAGGAGGGUGGGUUUAUCGAAGUCCAAGUCUUUCGUGCCAAAGGGAGAAUUCGAAGACUCCCCGUCUUGGAGAAGCAUCGUGGUCAGGAGACUUAUGGCAUCGGGUCACCUUCGGGUGGGUUGCUGGAUUCACCGGACGAAGCCCGUUACUAUGACUGGAUUCUCAUCGACCCCAAGGAAAACCCCUUUGUCACUUUCCGCUUUCACUACCGCACUUGGUCGAAUCUGUAUCAGCUGAGUCUAGCACCUCGCCCAGACAAACUGGAAGAAGAGUCGACACGCACCGAAAGGGGCUCUGUGGGGAGCGCAAAAGCCGGAGAGUCGAGCGGUAGAUCAUCCUACUACAAAACGGGCAGCACAUCACUUCCGAAAUUGAGCUCAGACACAGACCGCGUCAAAUCAAAUCAGGGUCUCCCAUCCGAAUCCUCAGAUUUAUCUACACGACUUCGCGGGAUAAUCAAGAAUGCUCCUGUGAUACUGCCACCGAGCCAUACUACUCGCCCUCUACCAGAAAUCCCAAUCAAGAAACCGAUUGCUCACAACGACGUUGAUCGUCCUGUGCUGGCUUACACACCUUCUUCAUUGUCCGAUAUUUCGGAGAAGACAGAAGGCUCUGACGAGAGCACCACGGUCAUCUUACCGGUGCGAUCAGAUUUUCGCAGCACCGAGCACAGAAUAUCAGGGUCCCACACAACCGACAACCUCCCCGACUCAUCACUUCUCGGUGACCCUACCAACUCUAGGGCUGAGGAAUCAUCUAGCGAGGCGGCGGAGGAUCAUCAUGUGACAGAGCUGAAGGACACAAGUGCGAAACCAGAAAUUGAGGGUACUGAACCCAUUUCUGAUACGACUUCCAAGGUUAGCAAAGCGGAAGAUUAA